Molecule: messenger RNA, 6858 nt
Organism: Lemur catta (Ring-tailed lemur)
Lineage: Eukaryota; Metazoa; Chordata; Mammalia; Primates; Lemuridae
Gene: LMTK1
Product: apoptosis associated tyrosine kinase
Exons: 14
Coding region: 1742-5665 (1307 amino acids)
Biological process (GO): peptidyl-tyrosine autophosphorylation; brain development
Molecular function (GO): protein tyrosine kinase activity; ATP binding
Source: RefSeq, a predicted model, not a curated record
CUCAGGGCUGUUCAGCGUCAUCGUCCUCAUGCUGGCCUGCUUGUGCUGUAAGAAGGGCGGCAUCGGGUUCAAGUCACCCCGGGGGCUGAGGCCAGGCCGUGUGGGGCUUGCUGGUGCACGCUGGCCCUCAUGGGGCCGCCCCCCAGAGGCCGAAUUCUGGAGCAGAGGCCCCCGUCCCAAGGACAGCGCCCAGAUGCUGUCCCCACCCUGCAAGCCCCUGUGGCCACCGCAAGUCCAGCUGCAGCUCUGAGCAGGGACGACCAGGCAGAAAGGCGCUGGGCUAACAACCCCAGCCAGAGGCGCCUGCCCCAGAGCCAGCGUGGGCCACCUUCCUGCCAACGGGCAAACUGCGACCUGGCCAGGGACCUCCAGCCACUCACGCCCACGAGGGCCAGCCCCACUCCUGGGCUGGAGGUCAGAUUCCUGCUCUCCGAGAGGUCAGGGUGGCCCAGCACGGAACCCCUGCCUGUAUUUUGGGGGCACCUUCAUAUUAAGUGACCCUCGCCCCAGCGAGCGUCACCCCCCUUUCAGGGAGACAGCCCCAGAGUCCCAGGAGGGGGCCACGGGAGCUCGCACCGGCCCACCUGGCAGGUGAGGACAACGUACGUGGCCCUUGCCUUUUCCAAAGCCCACACUUGCCAGCUGGCUCGUCCUCCGGAACCCUCCGAGGUGGGCCAAGACCCCCUCAACCGGGGGGAGCUGCGUGCCUGAGGGUCCCGCCCACCACACAUGGGCCCCGUCCUCUGGCUUGCUGGGCCCAGCAACGCCGGGCGUCUUUCUGGAAGAUCCUGAGGCCAGAUCUUCAAGGUUCUGGGGGCAGGAGUGGGGUGUGGACCCAGGGGGUGCUUGCAGGGCCUUUGUAUAUGCCGCCCCCCCUCAGGGCCCAGGAGAACGAGGCCCCAAGCUGGGGCCAGAACAGCCCCUCCCCUGCACCCUCCUCUUCUCCUCCGGAACAUGGUGCCCGGAACAUUCCAGCACCAGCGUGCCUCCGUGGCAGGGCCUGCCUCCGCAGUGGGCUCCCUCCUGGGCUCUGGGGGCUGGUGCUGGGCAGGCCCCGAUGCUCACGCUGUGCUACCUGAUCGCCCGCUGUGCCCGCGGGCCCCGGGCCCCCAGGUGGCAGGUAACGAACGGGCUGGAGCCAGGGCUGGCCUGGGUGAGGGGUGGACAUCUGGGCCCCCAGCAGAGCCGGGAUGUGGCAUUAGAGGACCCAGGGGGGCUUGGGGGUGAUCUCCGGGCCCUGGGGAGGGGGAGACCAGCCCCCUUCCCCCAUCCUCGCAGCGCGCAGGCCGGGACUGGAAUCCCGGCAGCCUCUGGCCUUGCUUCGCAGUGAGAAAACCAAGGCCCAGAGAAAGGAGGGUCCCCGGGUCACACAAGCCGCACCCUCCCAGGCCAGCUGUCUGUCCACGGGAGCACGAGUCCCGGAGUGGGUGGCCCUCACCCCUCUGAGCCUCAGUUCCCCCGGGGUUGUGGGGAGAGAUGGAGAGAGAGGCUGCACCAAGAGCUCAGGGAACAGUUGUUUUAAAUGAGCCCAGGACUUCCUCGGGGCCUUUGGCUCUGGGCUCAGGAAUGUGCUCUGCACCUGGGGGUGGGGACUCCCCUCGACAGGUGCAGCCGCUGCAUUUCAAAAUAGCAGCCUGGCCAGGAGUGGCCCUGCCCAGAGCCAGGCUCUUAAAGAGCCCUGGGAGCUCCCGGGAGGUGGGGUAGCCACCGGGAUGAGGGUCCCAGGGCCGCCUGUGGGCAGAUGGCUGUGGCAGCUGGGCUGCUGCUCCUGGCUGCCCAGGAACGCUCCUUGUCCUGGCAGACGGAGGAGCUUCUCCAAGAGGACUUUGGGGUGGGGGUGCUGUCCCCAAAGCUGUCCCAUGGCACGGAGUUUGAGAACGCCGAGGGGGAAGAGUAUGCGGCCGACUUCUCGGCGCAGGGCUCCCCGGCCGCGGCGGCGCAGAACGGGCCCGACGUGUACGUCCUGCCGCUCACCGAGGUCUCCCUGCCCAUGGCCAAGCAGCCGGGGCGCUCAGUGCAGCUCCUCAAGUCCACGGACCUGGGCCGGCACAGCCUGCUGUACCUGAAGGAGAUUGGCCACGGCUGGUUCGGGAAGGUGUUCCUGGGGGAGGUGAACGCGGGCCCCAGCAGCGCGCAGGUGGUGGUCAAGGAGCUGAAGGCCAGCGCCAGCGUGCAGGAGCAGGUGCGCUUCCUGGAGGAGGCGCAGCCGCACAGGGCCCUGCAGCACAGCAACCUGCUCCAGUGCCUGGCCCAGUGUGCCGAGGUGACGCCGUACCUGCUGGUGAUGGAGUUCUGCCCGCUGGGAGACCUCAAGGGUUACCUGCGGAGCUGCCGGGUGACAGAGUCCAUGGCACCUGACCCCCUGACCCUGCAGCGCAUGGCCUGCGAGGUGGCCUGCGGCGUCCUCCACCUGCACCGCCAUAACUACGUGCACAGUGACCUGGCCCUGCGCAACUGCCUGCUCGCGGCCGACCUGACGGUGAAGCUCGGUGACUACGGCUUGUCCCACUGCAAAUACAGAGAGGACUACUUCGUGACCACUGACCAGCUGUGGGUGCCGCUGCGCUGGAUCGCGCCCGAGCUGGUGGACGAGGUGCACAGCAACCUGCUCGUGGUGGACCAGACCAAGGCCAGCAACGUGUGGUCCCUGGGUGUGACCAUCUGGGAGCUCUUCGAGCUGGGCGUGCAGCCCUACCCCCAGCACUCGGACCGGCAGGUGCUGGCCUACGCCAUCCGCGAGCAGCAGCUCAAGCUGCCCAAGCCCCAGCUGCAGCUGACCCUGUCGGACCGCUGGUACGAGGUGAUGCAGUUCUGCUGGCUGCAGCCGGAGCAGCGGCCCACGGCCGAGGAGGUGCACCUGCUGCUGUCUUACCUGUGCGCCAAGGGUGCCACCGAGGCAGAGGAGGAGUUCGAGCGGCGCUGGCGCUCGCUGCGGCCGGGCGGGGGUGGCGCGGGCCCGGGUUCGGGGGUGGCGGGCCCCGCGGCUGAGCUCGCAGCGGCCUCGUCCUUCCCGCUGCUGGAGCAGUUCGUGGGCGAUGGCUUCCACGCGGACGGCGACGACGUGCUGACGGUGACCGAGACGAGCCGCGGCCUCAACUUCGAGUACAAGUGGGAGGCGGGCCGUGGCACCGAGGCCUUCCCCCCGCCGAGCCCCGGCCGCGCUGCCCGCGUGCAUGAGCUCUGCGCCCCCGACGUGCCCCCCGGCGUGGUGCCCGUGCUCAGCGCGCACAGCCCGUCCGUGGGCAGCGAGUACUUCAUCCGCCUGGAGGAGGCCACGCCCGCUGCCGGCCACGACCCCGACUGCGCCGGCUGUGCCCCCGGCCCCCGUGCCGCCGACCAGGACGACGACUCAGAUGGCAGCGCCACUGCCUCACUGGCCACGGAACCGCUGCUGGGCCACGCGCUGCCGGCCGACGGCCCCUGGGGCGGAUGCAACCAGCACCUGCACAGGGGCCUCGCCCGGGACCCGCUGGGCCGCUCCCACUCGCUCUCGCCAGGGCCCCUGACGCCCGCGGAGCACGGAGCCCAGGACGCAGACUGGGGCGUGACCGCCUUCUGCCCGCCCCUCUUCAAGGACCCGCUGGGCGCGACCCCCUCGGGGAGCUCAGGGACCCGGCCAUCGAAGGGCGAGGAGCUGAGGGAGGCCGGAGCGCCCACGGCCGCCCAGCAGAGACACUGGAGCUCCAACGUGUCGGCCAAUAACAACAGUGGCAGCCGCGAUCCAGAGGCCUGGGACCCUGGCUACGGGGGCAGCUACACGGACCGCAGCCCCAGCCCGAAGCAGACCCCCGCGGCCUCCCCUGAGCAGGGCCACCCCCUAGCCCAGGAGGGCCCCAGAGAGCCUCUGCUUGGCCUGCAGGCAGCCUCCCCCAGCCAGGAGCCAGGCCGCCGUCCAGACCUCCCCAACCUGGGCCCUGCCCAGGGCCUGGCACCCGCUAUCGCCCUGGUCACACCCCCCUGGACAGAGGCAGCCGUUAGUGGGGGUGACCCCCAGGCAGAGCCCAAGCUUGCCGCGGAGGCUGAGGGCUCUGCUGGGCCCCUUCCCUCCCUCCCCUCCCCCUCCCAGCAGGGAGCCCCGCUUCCCGCAGAGGCGGCCAGCGCCCCCAGCGUCCCCAGUGUCCUGCCUGACUUGCCCACUGAGCCGGCUCAGGGUGCUGAUGACAGCAGCAGCUGCUGCCCCACAGUGGAGGUGGCUAACAGUGAGGACGAGGACACAACUGAGGCCACUUCGGGCGUCUUCACAGACGUAUCCAGUGACGGUCCACAGGCUGCGAAGCCAGACGCAGUGCCUGCCUUGCGCUCUCUGCAGAAGCAGGUCGGGACCCCUGACUCCCUGGACUCGCUGGACAUCCCGUCCUCAGCCAGUGACGGUGGCUGUGAGGUCUCCAGCCCGUCUGCUACCGGCCCCCCCAGCGGGCAGCCUCGAGCCCUGGACAGCGGCUAUGACACGGAGAACUACGAGUCCCCCGAGUUUGUGAUCAAGGAGGCACACGAGUGUGAGCCCGAGGCCUUCGGGGAGCUGGCCCUGGAGGGCGAGAGCCCCGGGCCCGAGACUCGGCUCUCGGCUUCCCUUGCUGGCCUCAGCGAGAAGAACCCCUACCGAGACUCGGCCUACUUCUCGGACCUGGAUACCGAGUCCGAGCCCCCCACGGGCCCGGAGGAGAAGUGCGGUGGAGUCCAGGCCCCCGGGCCGGAGCCAGGCCUGAAAAGCCCACAGAGCCCUGGACAGCAGUCUGGGCCUGGACCUGGGGUACCCGGCGAGGCCCAGGGCGCUGGCCCCAGGGAGGUGCUGCCGCCCGACGGGUCUUUCCCAGAGCCAAGCGCUGGGCCCAGGCCAGAGCCUCCUGAGUCCCCAGGCCCAGCCAAGGUGCCAGCUGUGCCCAAUCCCAGCCGCUCCAAGCUUUUCCUGCUGACCCCAGUGCCACUGAACUCAGAAGGAGACAGCUCCGAGCUCCAGGGGGCCCCGCAGGAGCGGACAGGGGGUCCUGGUGCCCCCCGAACCCCACUCUGCCUGGCUCUGCCCGGCCUCCCUGCAGCCUUGGAGGGCCGGCCAGAGGAGGAGGAGGAGGACAGUGAGGACAGCGACGAGUCCGACGAGGAGCUCCGCUGCUACAGCAUCCAGGAGCCCAGCGAGGAGAGCGAGGAGGAGGUGCCGGCGGUGCCCGUGGUGGUGGCCGAGAGCCAGAGCGCGCGCAACCUGCGCGGCCUGCUCAAGAUGCCCAGCCUGCUGUCCGAGGCCUUCUGCGAGGACCUGGAGCGCAAGAAGAAGGCCGUGUCCUUCUUCGAUGACGUCACCGUCUACCUCUUCGACCAGGAAAGCCCCACUCGGGAGGUCGGGGAGCCCUUCCCUGGCGCCAAGGAGUCGCCCCCCGCGUUCCUGGCGGGCAGCCCCGGCUCCCCCAGCGCCCCGGGCGGGCCGCGGCAGGACGACCCGACCCGCGGAGGAUCCGGCGCGGAGGACGGCGGCGCGUUCCAGUGGGACGACGAGCUCCCGCCGAUGCCGGCCAAGGCGGCCUUCGCGACGGCCCCGGCCCCGGUCGCGCCCGCGUCGCGCUUCACCGUGUCGCCCGCGUCGCGCUUCUCCAUCACGCACGUGUCCGACUGCGACGCCGACUCCGCGGAAGGCUCUGUGGCAAGUGCAGGGGAUGGCAGUAAAGACGCUUGAGACCCAGGCAGCUGCUACCCAUCGGAGGCUGGCGUCAGCGGAGGCCCUGCCAGGCAGCAGCGAGGAUGGUGACUGGGAAUGAGUGUGGAGGUGGCCCUGGUGGCUGUCAGCAGCAGAUUCCAGUGCCUCCGCGACCUCUUCUGUGCCCCAGAGAAGCCCUGGGACAAGAGGCCCCUCUCUGGCUGGGGUGGUGGAUUGGCCCCACCCCUCAGCCCCGUGCUGCCCUGGGGCCAGAAUUUGUCCUGGACACUGGGUUUGCUGCUAGCCCUAGGGGUGGCCCAUCUGUACACACACACACACACACACACACACAUGCACACACGCGCACACAUGAACACACACGCACACACAUGCACUGGAGAGGGCCUGCACUCUGGGCCCUGCAGCUGCUGGACACCAGGCCUCCGAGGCCAGGGGACCUGCUCUUGGCCACGGGGAGCCACAUUCCCUGUCCAGCUGGCUCCUUAGGUGUUCCGAGGACACUCGUGCCCUUGGCCUGGCGAGGCAGAGGUCCCUGAGACAGCAGCAGGUGCCAAGCCUCUCCUGCCCCCGGCUGCCUCCUAUCAGCCCCGCCUGGUUCUGAGUUUUGCUCUGCACACUGAGAGAGGACCGUGGCUUUCUGUCCCUGCUGCCCUCGUCUCAGAGUCUGUGGCUGUUCCCCCUUCGCUGACUCAGCUAGACUGUAGCCCGCUCUGCCCACGGGCUGGGGCUGCUCCCAGCUGCUGGAGCCUGGGCUGGGGUGGGUCGGCCAGAGAGAUGGGGGAAGAGGGGGCUACAGGCCACACCCCUGCCACACGGGCCCCGUUCUAGAGUGCCCUCGGCAGGGUGGUGGGGGGGCUCCCCUCUGCAGGGCACUGCCUGGCCCAGUGCCCCAGCUGCCAAAGGAAGCGGGAGCCGCAGCCCCACGUCAGUGUCGUCGGUGUCUGGGCUCCUGCCUGCAGGGACGGGGCGGCAGGUGCGGCCGGGGGUUGGGCAGUGCAGGGAGUAUUUUUGUAACUGCUAUUGCUGGAGCGAAUGGAAGCGGGUGAGCUUAAGUUAUUGUUGCCAAAGAGAUGUAAAGUUUGUCGUUGCUUUGGGGGGACUUGUUUUUGGUUUGUGGUUUUUGUUAGUUUGAAGCUUAGGAUGCUGGUGCGAUGAUUUUCUUGUUCCUUGUUUGUUUGUUUUUUAAGAGAAAUCAAGCUAAGAAAAAAAUG